CUGCUGGGGAUGUCUGCGCUGACGCUGCCCAACCCCAAGUACUGGGACUGCAACGAGAUCACGGUGACUCUGGAGCGUGCCGGGGUGGUCGGCACCAACUGCAUGCUGGGGUGCGCGGGCGCCCUGCUCGUGGAGCUGGGGCUGCAGACGUGGACCGCGGGCGGGGCCGAGGACUGGUGGGCGCCCAUGGGCAUCCUGCAGGCGGGCGUGGCGGGCGUCGUCAGCAACCUGUCCGGGGCGGACGUCUACAUGCCCGCGGUGGCCAUACUGGCCGGAGUGCUUGGCGGUCUCCUGCACGGGAUGCUGUACCGGCUGCUGCGCCGCACUCGCCUGGAAGACCCCGCCCACCUCGCCUCCACCCACGUGGCCUGCGGGAUGCUGUCCUGUGUCCUGUCGCCCCUGCUCGAGACCCGCCAGAGCUACGACCUGGACUCCUGGACCACCACGCUCAUCAAGUUCGCCUGGCAAGUGGCAGGGUUGGGUGUGGUCCUGGGCUUCACGCUGUUCCUCCAGGGCAUCUUCAUAGGGCUGCUGGCAUGGAUGGGCAUCCUGCGCAGUGAGCAAGACGAGGACCAGCCGCCCAGGGACCUGUCGAAGGCAGUGACCUUCCCGCAGAGACUGCAGCCGGCCAUCAUACAACCGCACGAGACCGUCUUGGAAGGGGAGAAGAACAUCGAGGCCUCCCUGCGCAUCGACCUUUGACCUCCUGGCGCGUCUGUUGGAGUCGACCCUUGAUUCAGCGCCGUCACACGUCCAGAGUCUCGGCACCAAUGUAGACCGCUCAUGACCGAAGAGAACGAAAUGUACCAUGGACAGUGUGGUUACAAUAUUUAUUUAUCUCUCUUUACCAAAUAUGCCUGGUUAUGUCAUACAACUUAUUAAUCUCCGCGCUCACAGCCGACAUAACUAACACCCAACAAGUUUAUAUCCGUAUGCAUAAGUGUACCUUUCAAAGUUCAUUCUCCCAACACACACCAAUUCAGCGAAACACAUUGAGAUUGUGUAAUGUACCAUUGCACUUGUACCAGUUUUCAUCCUUAUGUACAUGUUUUAUUAUUGAAACAUAGUCAAUUGUAAACAUCACUAGUCAACAAUUCUAUCGUUAAAAGAACUAGAGAAAAGCUUAUCACAACUUAUCGCAGUGAUUGUCGAUCGACGAGUGGCUACUUCACAUAAAAGGAGCAGUGCUUCACUACAGGACACUUUUGAACAUUCUGCUGAAUGAACGAACUUUAGCCAUUUUAGCCACAUCAUAUUUCCCAGGGUAGAUCUUUAAUAUGCGACUGAAGUCACACUGUAGAAAAGGUAAGAACUUAUUAUUAUUCUUUCAAAAGAAUAAAUUUAUUUUGGGGGAAGGGGGUGCAUUCCUGUUCAUUCCACUUCUGCCACUGUUGGAGGGUAUGCAGACAGUCGCUCUGUCAAAGAAACCAAUAUCCUUGUUGAAGGCAUUGUUUAAGUUACCAAUGUUGUAAAUACCUCUCAGAUUGGGAUCUGGCAAAGCGACCAGUUUCUCAAGAGAUAGAAACUGGCAAUAUGUCAGAGCAGUGAUGUUAUUGGGACCAGAGCUCAAGAUGCACAGGGAACUAGAGUUCAGGGCAGCUUUCACCUGCCCUAGAAAGGCAUAAAGUUCUUCGAAAGUGAUGGUUUGUUCGUCAAUAACGACCUUGUUCAAGCGAGUCUUAAACCACUUAACUCCAGCUUACCAAAGUCUGUUACACAAUCACUAUGAAUGUGAAUUAAUCUACUACAACUGGCAAGUAAACGCUCUUGGACUCUAAUAAAUUUGGUUUUAUAUAGCUCUGAAGAUAGUUCUGUAUGAGCUGCCUUGGUGACAAAAUAUAUAAAACACAGGGCUAGGAUUUCAUAAUUUCACCACCCUCCCCCCUCUUUCCCAAGGAACACGGCUAAUUUAAACAGAAAUGACCAGCAUAAUAAAUACCUAAUUUGGCAAACCUUAAUGUGCCCUAUGUGCUGCGAGGUAUGGAACUUUUAUUUGCAAGAAUCCCAAAAAAACGCUUCCUUAUUAUUCCUCUAAUUUUCUAAACUACAUAAAAAUGAAUUUUCUUGUGUAAGUGGCUUGUAGUGAGAUCAGGUAAACAAUAUGAUUUUGCAAGUAAAACCAAGUGUUAAGGACUACUUUGGUGAGCCAAACUCAAAUCAAGUCAUUUAUUCUCUCUCGAAACAUUUUAUUAUUGACUUAUCAACCAUCAGGAUUUCAUCAAAAGCAAAGGACAUAAUAGCCGGUGUGUAACAAACUUUUUAAUUUUUAAGGUCUUGCCAAGAUCGCAAUAAAGUCAUACAUAUGUUUAAUAAAUCAAGUUAUUUUGAGGAAAAUUACAAGUCUAAUGCUUAUAAAUUUAAAAUGUAGUUCGAAACAUAUCUGACUCGAUCAUCAGUCUUAAAAAAUAUAACUUCUGAAAUGCAACAAUUUACUUGGAUUGAGAGACUGUUAUCUUGCAAUUACUAGUCCUAUUGGAAUUAUUAGUCAAUCUAGGAGAGAACAUGUGCAGUUUCACAGUUGAGCAAAAAAAAAAAAAAAA
Bacillus rossius redtenbacheri is the source of this 2540-nucleotide messenger RNA. RefSeq lists its product as uncharacterized. The record is from RefSeq and is a predicted model, not a curated record. The transcript has 3 exons. Gene Ontology annotation, biological process: ammonium transmembrane transport; ammonium homeostasis. Gene Ontology annotation, cellular component: plasma membrane. Gene Ontology annotation, molecular function: ammonium channel activity. Lineage: Eukaryota; Metazoa; Arthropoda; Insecta; Phasmatodea; Bacillidae. The coding region runs from base 10 to 702 and encodes 230 amino acids.